Molecule: messenger RNA, 3866 nt
Organism: Entelurus aequoreus (snake pipefish)
Lineage: Eukaryota; Metazoa; Chordata; Actinopteri; Syngnathiformes; Syngnathidae
Product: receptor-interacting serine/threonine-protein kinase 2-like
Exons: 11
Coding region: 384-2114 (576 amino acids)
Biological process (GO): protein phosphorylation; innate immune response; positive regulation of canonical NF-kappaB signal transduction
Molecular function (GO): ATP binding; JUN kinase kinase kinase activity
Source: RefSeq, a predicted model, not a curated record
UGAAGGCAACCUCACCUAACCCGGAAGCGUGACGUCACGAGCCAUAACAAACGCGCCUGCCUCAACUGUCAUCCCCGUUGUCGCCUCGGCCUGUGUCGGCGUUGUUCAGCGACGCGUUAUUCUCGAAGGGGAAAACACAUACCGGGUUGUUUUGUUCGCUUUGUACCGGCGAUAACAAUCGCUCGAUCCCGACUGACCUCCCCGCGCUCCUCCGUUAGCUUGGCUUGCUAUAACAAUGAGCGCCAUCAUGAUGGCAUGCGAGUGAAACUGGCAGCGACUUCUUCUGUCGCUUAAAAAAAACAAAAAAGAACACUUCCGCUUUUUUUUAUUUUUUGGUGGUAGCUAACUUGAAAAGAACAGAAGCGAAUAAGAGGCAGGCGGCAAUGGAGCCACACGCGGCGACGGGCUGCGUGAACGUGGGCUGUCUGACCAGCGCCUUGCCGGUGAUUCCUUACCAGAAGCUGACUGACUUGUACUACCUGAGCAAAGGGGGCUUCGGCACCGUGUUCAAGGCUCAACACUCCGACUGGAGGACCACCGUGGCCAUCAAGUGUCUGAAGUUGGACUCCCCUUUUGGUGAAAGAGAGAGAAAGUGUCUGCUGAAGGAGGCAGAGGUCCUCCACAAAGCCCGGUUCAACUACAUCAUCCAGAUCUUCGGCAUCUGCAACGAGCCAGAGUUCUUUUGUAUCGUGACAGAGUUUAUGAGCAAUGGCUCCCUGGAUCAACUGCUGCAUGAGAAGGACAUGUACCCCGUGCUCGCCUGGCCUUUAAGGCUGCGGAUCCUCUAUGAGAUCGCCUUGGGAGUCAACUUCCUUCACAACAUGAACCCGCCCCUUUUACACCAUGACCUGAAGACGCAAAAUAUUCUAUUGGACAGUGAAUUUCAUGUCAAGAUUGCCGAUUUUGGUCUUUCAAAGUGGCGCCAGCUGUCUGUCAGUAAAGGGUCUGGGUCUAAACCCUUGGAAAUUGGCGGCACUGUGAUCUACAUGCCUCCUGAAGAGUAUGAGCCCUCCAAAAGCCACCGGGCUGACGUGAAACAUGAUAUGUACAGUUAUGCCAUCAUUAUGUGGGAGGUACUUUCCAGACAAAUUCCAUACAAAGAAGUGACCAACCCCCUUACGAUCAUGUUCAAUGUACUUCAUGGGAUGCGUCCUGACACAAGCCCGGCUAGUCUGCCUGAUCAAAUCCCUAGCAGGGACACCCUUGUUUGCUUAAUGAUCUGCGGUUGGACCACUAACCCCGAUGAACGACCUUCCUUCCUCAAGUGUCUGGUAGAGCUGGAGCCCAUGGUGAGGAAGUUCAACGAAAUAGAAUUUUUGGAGGCAGUGCUAGAGAUCAAGAAGUCAAAGCUGGUCCGGAGAGCCAGCUGUUGCUCAGCACAGCCAGGGAGCAAAAAGACGUCUGAGAACGGAACUUUGACAAGGCUUAAAGACAUGGCUUGGCCUUGGCCGGACAGCGCCACCUCAGGAUCAGGCUCUUGUUCCUCCCAGGAAACGGACAUAUCACUGCCAGGCGCCCUCACCAGCAGCAACAUGGAACCUUCCAAAGAGGGCGCCCCACUGUCAGUCGCUCAUACGCUGGAGCUCCCUGAGUCUUUGAAGGACCCCUGUGCUAAUGGCUUCCAGAGCAUCAGGCUCAUAGACAAACCUGAGCUUCCUAUACUGGAGGUCCAGACCCAGCUGGAUGGCUUCACUCUCACUGCAAACUGUGCAAAGAGUCAUCAACAAGAGAAUUCUCCUCUGUUGUGCUGCUCGCCGCCGUCGCAGGGUCCUAUCGGUCAGUGGGUCUCAACACGGCGCGAAGAGAUCGUCGCACAGAUGACGGAAGCCUGCCUCAACCAGAGCUUGGACGCCCUCCUGGCACGCUCCAUGCUGAUGAGCGAGGAUUACGAACUGGUGGUCAACCAGCCCACCCGUGCUGCUAAGGUGCGCCAGCUGCUGGACAACUGCCACAGGCACAGUGAAGACUUCUGCCGCGUUGUCGUCCUGAAGCUGCACCGCAACAAGCAGACGGGCCUGCAACCGUACCCUAACGAGAUCACCUCUGCCACCACAGUAACGACACCCAGCGCGCCGCCACUCCCCGUGUCCUACAACAUCCAGAGGAACAUGUAAGAGUAGACUGCCAAAUGGACUCUCACUUUGCUGGGUCUUUUUUUUUUGUACUUCAUGUCAGUGUUUAUGCCACAAGCACUUGGCUUUUGUAUUAUCGAAAGAAAUUUGACUGAUUUUAUAUUCCAAAAGUUCUGUGUUAAGACUGAUUUAUUUAUAGUCCCUUAAUUCAAAACAGGGGUUUUACUUCUUUUGGGAUUAUUUUAUGAAUUUUGCUAACGCCUAUAUUCUCAGCACCAUAAUAAUGGUUGUUAUGUUAUUGAAGCACUUUAAGAUGCUGAGAACAUGCUGUAAAAAAUAGAGUUGAUCUACUUUGAGUCUCCAGGUCAAGGGUGUCCAAACUUCGGCAUGUGGAAGCUUCAGUGUGGCCCACGAGACGGCAUGAGUUUGAUGAGGAAUUUGGUGCACGGAGUGCCAACAACUUUAGCUUAAUCAGCUGAGAAUGUGUGUAAAUCAGGUCAAUGACCAUGAAUUGUACAUUGAAGUGUACACAGUACAGCAAUUACUUAUAUGCCCUUUUCCCACUCAUGGUGCAAACUGCAAAUCAACACAAAAACUGAAUACACACACACAAGGUCACACAUGUAUGUUGACCAUGUAACAUAACACAACCUGCUCACUGAACUUUGUGGACAUUAAAAGAAAAGUUAAAACACCAUACAUAGUUCAAAAUUACACCCAUUUAAAUCCAUUACAAUGCAGGAUGGGAAAAAUGCGAAACCCUCUCCGCACGUAGCAUUUUAGCUGCUUGAUAUUUCUGAAUGAUUACUAAAACUUAAGAAGGUUGUCACAAAAGUAAACAAGGUAUAACUUUUACAUACUCUUAAUAUCGAAUUAUGUUAAUCAUUAAUUAUAUAUCCAUUAUAUUAAUAUACAGUACAGGCCAAAAGUUUGGAAACACCUUCUCCUCAUUCAAUGGGUUUUCUUUAUUUUCAUGACUAUUUACACUGCAGAUUGUCACUGAAGGCAUCAAAACUAUGAAUGAACACAUGUGGAGUUAUGUACUUAACAAAAAAAGGUGAAAUAACUGAAAACAUGCUUUAUAUUCUUUGUAUUCACUUCUGUGAAGUGCAAACAAUUUCAGUUAACUUCACAUGUGUUCAUUCAUAGUUGUGAUGCCUUCAGUGACAAUCUACAAACCUCGUUUCCAUAUGAGUUGGGAAAUAGUGUUAGAUGUAAAUAUAAACGGAAUACAAUGAUUUGCAAAUAAUUUUCAACCCAUAUUCAGUUGAAUAUGCUACAAAGACAACAUAUUUGAUGUUCAAACUGAUAAACAUUUUUUUGUUUGCAAAUAAUCAUUUACUUUAGAAUUUGAUGCCAGCAACACAUGACAAAGAAUUUGGGAAAGGAGGCAAUAAAUACUGAUAAAGUUGAGGAAUGCUCAUCAAACACUUAUUUGGAACAUCCCACAGGUGAACAGGCAAAUUGGGAACAGGUGGGUGCCAUGAUUGGGUAUGAAAGUAGAUUCCAUGAAAUGCUCAGUCAUUCACAAACAAGGAUGGGGCGAGGGUCACCACUUUGUCAACAAAUGCGUGAGCAAAUUGUUGAACAGUUUAAGAAAAACCUUUCUCAACCAACUAUUGCAAGGAAUUUAGGGAUUUCAACAUCUACGCUCCGUAUUAUCAUCAAAGGGUUCAGAGAAUCUGGAGAAAUCACUGCACGUAAGCAGCUAAGCCCGUGACCUUCCAUCCCUCAGGCUGUACUGCAUCAACAAGCGACAUCAGUGUGUAAAGGAUAUCACCACAUGGGCUCAGA